ACAAAUUCUGGUGCCACUGCGUUUGACGUUGUUUUUGGAACUAAGCUAUUGAAGUUGGUAAUACUAGAUUUUAUGAUAAUUGCUUCUAGCUGUUAUCACAAUAACUUAUAUCCAGGAUCAGUAAGUAGACCAGUAUUAUCCAAUUCAGAGGCCCAAAAUUAUAUCGAAUUGGAAUAUUUACAAGGUUGGUUACCAGAAAGUAUUCAUUUAAGCGAGCCUGAUUAUUCUGUUGGAUAUGGUGAACCUUACUCUUCAAUACAAACUGCCAUUAAUGUUGCUCUUUCAGUUAAUAUUUCUAGAAGACAAUAUAUUUAUAUUAAAAAUGGUAUAUACCAAGAAACAGUUUAUAUUCCUGCAUCCAGUAUUCCUUUAACGAUAUAUGGAUGUUUGGACGAUGCUGAAGCCGUUCAAAUCAGAUUUAACCAGAGUGCUGUGACAACUGGAAUCGAAUACGCUUCUACAGUAAAUCCAAAUGGAACAAAGUAUAAAACUGGCGACCCUGCUUAUUCAAUGUAUGAAGAGUGCGCUUUAAAAUCUACCUUAGGUACCAGAUGUUCUGGUGUUUUUUGGAUUAUGGGUGAUAAUGUUCAAAUAAGUCACUUAACGGUGGAAAAUACCUCCAAAAAUGGCCAGGCAGUUGCCGUCCAAACCAAUGGUGAUAAAGUUCAGUUUGACCAUGUUAACAUUAAAGGAUUUCAGGAUUCGUUUUAUUUAAAUGGAAAUGGAAGAGUUUUUAUUAACAAAAGCUUUAUUACUGGAGACGUGGAUUUCGUAUUUGGUAGUGCUACGGCAAUUUUUCUAAAUACUACUUUUAUUGCAAGAGAUGAUCGACCAAGGAAUACCGCUAUCAUAUUUGCACCCAGCACACCACCUACCAAAAAAUACGGCUUUCUAGUAAAAGAGUGCACCAUUUCGACAUCUGGCAAUAUUUCUGAAUCAACAGGUUUACAUUUAGCAAGAGCUUGGGAUGGUUCAGAUUAUAUACCAGGAACGUCAGCUAACGGUCAAUUAAUUAUACGAGAAUCAAUAAUCUCGAAAAGCCUUAAUGUUUCUGGUCCUUACAGUCCAGCUACUAGUGGAAGGCCAUUCAUGGGAAACAUUCAAGAAAAUCGAGAUUUAGAUGAUGUUAAUUACAAUCGUUUUUGGGAAUAUGAUAAUGUAGAUCUGGAAUAAAUAUCUCAUACAGAAUGUAUAUGUCUAAUUUAGAAAUUUUACAUAUAUCUUUAACUUAAAUAAAAUGAACUUAAGUACGUAUAAUA
Molecule: messenger RNA, 1259 nt
Organism: Sitophilus oryzae (rice weevil)
Lineage: Eukaryota; Metazoa; Arthropoda; Insecta; Coleoptera; Curculionidae
Product: pectinesterase B-like
Exons: 6
Biological process (GO): cell wall modification
Cellular component (GO): cell outer membrane
Molecular function (GO): pectinesterase activity
Source: RefSeq, a predicted model, not a curated record